This is a messenger RNA of Pichia membranifaciens NRRL Y-2026, 2408 nucleotides long. RefSeq lists its product as hypothetical. Gene Ontology annotation, molecular function: protein binding. The record is from RefSeq and is a predicted model, not a curated record. The coding region runs from base 207 to 2273 and encodes 688 amino acids. The transcript has a single exon. Lineage: Eukaryota; Fungi; Ascomycota; Pichiomycetes; Pichiales; Pichiaceae.
GUACCGCUCAUUUUUGCACCCGUACACCUUUUGACGGUUAUGGCAGUAGAAGACCGAAAGAGAGGGAUCAAAGAGUACUAUCAUGAAUUAUUGGGGAGAGGGUUGACAAAUAAAGGUAAAUAUACAGUUGGUAGCAAACCUGGUGUAGAUAGUAUCAAGCCGUUGGAAGUAUUAGAUCAUAUACGCGAUCUGCAAGAGUUUUGACUAUGCAGAACGGUGCAAUGGGUCAUGAGCAGGGCAUGAGCUCGUCUGCGAAUUAUACAUUGCCCGGUAUAAUGCAAUACUUACAAUCGCAGUUUACACAAGUGGAAAGAAAUAGGCUUCAGGGAGAGUUAGAACGCAGCUCGUUGAAAUUGAAGAUCAUUGAACUAGAAAACGAGCGCAACUCCUUGUUGCGUAAAAAUGCUAAACUCCAAUUGACAGUAGAACAAUUGACUGAAGAGAUAGAUCAGUUGAAAGGUAGUGCAGUUGAAGAUGGAACAAAUAGCAGUAAGACCACCAAAGUUGCCAGUACAGAAAAGUCGGCCUCUAAUUCUGAGGUAGAGCAAAUUUUGGGCGGAAUUCAUUCUCUGGAUGUUUCAAAGUUGAUACACGCUAGAAAGUUCCUAAAAUCAGCAACUAAUGAAAUUCUAUACUUGUUGAAAACUCCAACGGUUGAGCUUGAAAAUACUUCAAGUGUAGGAAGUAUUACUGGCAUUUCAUCGCUCACUGGAGGGGAUAACGAUAAUGAUAUGUUUUUCAACUACAGCACACUAAAUAAUGUGGCACAAAAUCCAACAACAAAUGGAAGCUUUCAUUUUAACAAUAACAAAAGCACAAACAUCAAUGCGAAUGAGCAUUUUGAAAAACCUAACGUGGAAAAAGAAUUGAAUGAAAUUCUUGCCGCUCCUUUCAAGUCUACAGGAAACUCUAACUCUGAAGAGAGCGAUGCAGAAACAAUCAUUGAAGAGUCGAACGAAGAGAAGAACAGUGAAAACCAAAAAGAUGCCAGAAAUGUCAAAAAAGACAUAGAGGACACCAAAAAUGAAGAUGGUGACAAUCAACAUGAAAAUGAUGAUGACCAGGCGGAAGAUGAUGAGUUUGAUGAUGAAUUCGAUGAUGAAUUUGAUGAUGACGACGAAGAUGACGAAGACGGUGACGAUAAUGAAGAUGGCUACGAUGCAAGCGACGACACUAACGGUGAAACUGAGCAUAUGAGUAAUUCCGGGAGUAGAAAAUAUCCGAGCAAACGUAAUAUAGCACCAGGAUCUCAACAUGGAAAAAAUCAGAAAGAAAAACUACUUAACUUAUUGAAGAAAAGUCCAAAGAAAGUGAACAGCUCUACCAACCGAACAUUAUCGGUCAAGCUACACCCCCACUUGUCUGAAAUGGAACUAAAGAGUGGAAGACUGUUUAUGUACUAUGACAAGGCUAAUAUUGUCAAAAUCUAUGAUGACUUAUUGGGUAAAGGUAACUUGAUCAAGGAAAUACAGCUGGAGGACGCUAACAAAAUUGUCGAUAUUAUAACUAAUGAAAACUUUAUUGUGAUAGCGACAACUGACUCUUUGAUUGCCUAUACCAUUGAUUCGGAAAUUGACCUCAAAAUCACUAAAGCCCAGGUUGGUGCAAAAAGCAUAGAUUUGGACAAAGACAAACUUCUUUUGGUUUCCAAUUCCCAAAUAGAAUUGUUGAAAAUUGAUUUAGUAACUGAAACAUUUAAAGAGCUCUCAUUAACUGAAUAUCAAUAUGAAGGUACUUUGAAAAAAGCAAAAUUUGUCAAGAACAAUUCGUCUUUUGAUGUUGCUGUACUUUCUUCGAAUACAUUAUAUCUUUACAAUACUGAUAGCACACAGGCAAAGUCGAAGCCAUUUAAAUCGAUACCCUUAAAUCAAUAUCAUGAGUGGCUAGUCACUUCAAGAAAUAUGAUUCUUCGGUUUAACAAUGGACUUUAUCUAUUUGAUUUCAGUGAAUGCUCCGAGUUCAAGCAAGUUACUCUGCCACCGCUUCCAGAUUUGCAAAGCUUAUCUGAAUCAAUUUCUGAAGUUAUAAGUCCAUGUGUUGAUGAUGACACAAUGUUUUACGUCACUAGGUGUACUAACACCCCAUCAAACAAUUCUCUGGGACUAUUUGAGUUACGUCUUUUCAAAGUCAUUGAAACAGGGGACAUCCUGGAUAUCAAGAGUUUGACUGAUUUGUCCGGUUUAGAACGUUACUGUGUCGGUAAAAUAGGUGAUGGGUUUUCCAUCUGUGUUGCGAGGGGUAAGGAGAUUCAGCUCUAUGAUAUUUCAAAGUAAGCAAGAGGUAGCUAAGUUGUAUAAAAGAUGUACACCAAAAUACCUGGUUCCUGUUUCGUAACGCGUUAAUUUGAUUCACAUAUUCAAGAUGUAUGCCUGUAUACCAAUUGCUCAACAGCUAUCAAGAUGCUAGUA